UUUAAUAAUUAUUGGUGUGCAUAUAAUUUUUUGAUUCACUGUAUGUACAUGCAAGUGCGCGACAAUGACGAGACGGCGGCGCGACGUCUCGACGUCUGUUUGUCUGCGCUGCGCUGCUGCUGCUGCGUCGCUGUGUGAGCUUGCAAUUUAAGUUGCAUGCUUUUGCCGGCAUACACACACACACAUACAUAUAUAUAAUUACAGAGGCAGACACACACACGCACGUAUAUUUACGGGCAUCAGUCAAGCAUAUUGCACUUUGUUUAUAACAAAUUGCUUGUAAAUUCUCUCGCUCAUUAACGCCACCCACACACACACACACGCACACACACACACAUAGUCUCUCUCUUACACGCAUGCACAGUCAACACAUACAUACAUAUCACAGCUCUCUCACUCAUGCUUUCUCUCUUCCUCUUUCUCACUCUCGCUCUCUCGCUUCGCCUGUGUUUCUAUUUUGCAUUACUUUUACAGCGCGUCGCAUCACCGGCACAAUAACAACAACAACAACAAAAACAUCAGUAGUCCAAAAACUCAUACGACAUUUAUUAUUGUGAGUUAGGCGCAGCGUGCGUCGCUGCUGCUGCCGCCAAAGUAUAAACAGCAACAACAACAACAACAUUUUCCAUACGCGCACACAUUUGCAUACAUACAUACAUAUAAACAUCUGCACAGCUGCUUACGCACAUACAAUUUAUACAUACAAAUACGAAUAUAUACAAAUAAACAUACGCAUUGCAUUUGCAUUUCAAAACUAACCAAAAAAUACCAAAACAAACACAAAAAAAAAAAAACAAAAAAAAAAUACCAAUCAAUGGCAGAUUUAAUGCGUUUGGGUAAUGUGGACGUUGUCAUUCAGAAAGAUAAACUUGGCUCGCCAACGGGCGGCUCCGAUGACGGCAACCUAGCGGCAUUGGGCGGUAUAACGGGUCUCGGCGCCAUGAUGGCAGCAGGCGGCAUUGAUCUGGCCGAUCUGGCACAGGAAUUGGAUCAGGAUGAAUUCGAUGGACCCCACAUGCUAAAUGGCGAAAGGCCGGCGAUAAUUGCUCCGCCGGAGAGUGAAUGGUACCAUGGACGAUUGGAUCGUUAUUCCGCCGAGGCGCGUCUCCGUGGCAGCGGCAAAUUGGGCAGUUAUCUGGUGCGCGAAAGUGAUCGGAAACCGGGCUCCUAUGUGCUCAGCUAUUACGGACGCACGGGCAUCAAUCAUUUCCGGAUUACGGCCGUUUGUGGUGACUUUUACAUUGGCGGACGCCAGUUUAUUUCUCUGAGCGAUCUCGUUGGUUAUUAUACCUCGUGCAGCGAUCUCUUGAAACGUGAGCGUCUUGUGAUUCCCGUAGCGCCUCCGGAGCCGGUCAACGAUAAGAAACGUGUAGUGGCCAUUUUGCCGUAUACGAAAAUGCCGGAAACGGAUGAGCUGAGCUUCCAGAAGGGUGACAUCUUUUUUGUGCACAAUGACAUGGGCGAUGGCUGGUUGUGGGUGACGGCUCAUCGUACCGGGGAACAGGGCAUGAUAUUUCGUGAGCUUGUCGAUGAUCUGGAUGUCUCCAUUGAUCCGAAUACGGUGUUUCCUUGGUUCCAUCCCAAUUGCACCAAAAACGAGGCUGUCGAUAUGUUGGUCAAGGCUGGUCCUGGCAGCUUUCUAGUGCGACCUAGUGAUAACUCACCCGGAGAUUACUCGCUCUUCUUUCACAUCAACAAUCAAAUUCAACGAUUUCGCAUUGAGAAAAAGGGCGUCCGAUAUUUGAUGGGCGGUCGGACGUUCGAGUGUCUCGAUGCGGUGAUUAAUCGUUAUCGGAAAGAGCAAAUCGUUGAGGGACAUUCACUCAAUCAUCCGGUGGUAAAUGGUUCACAGCCAGAGUUUAAUCAACAGUAUGUGGUUGAAAAGGCCGCGGAGAAAAUCUACGCCACGUUGAGGGAAUGUCGCGAUCAAAUUGGCCUCAAGAAGAUCAAGGGCAUUAAGCAUCAUGGACAUUUGAACAAGAAGUCGGAUAAGACGACCAAAUGGAAGCAAUUGUAUUUUGCAUUGAUCAACGAUGGCACCGAAACUCAAUUGUGCUUUUAUGACAAUCCCAAAAAGACUAAGCCCAAGGGUCUCAUUGAUCUAUCGUGCGCAUAUCUGUAUCAGUGUCAUGAUUCCCUCUGGGAGCGACCCUAUUGCUUUCAGAUUGUGGAACGUGCACUGCCUUGUCUAGCGACUGUCACAUAUCUCUGUGCUCCCAGUCAGGAGAGUUAUGUGGAAUGGAUAAAUGCCUUGAAGGCCCAAUGCGAUUCACAGCUGAGUCGGGCACAAAAGAAGGUAUCACGACUCCGUGAAUUGCGUUGCCUCAAUUUGCAUGUGCUGGAGGCGCAUCGAUUGCCAUUCAAAUUGGUGCCACAUCCCUAUUGCAGUAUUUCCCUUAACCAGGUCAAGGUGGGCAAGACGCGCGUCAAGAUUGCACCCGAACCCGUCUGGGAGGAGGAAUUUGUACUCGACGAUGUGCCACCAGAUGUGGUAUCCCUGACAAUUACGCUGGUGUCGCGUGGCAAGCGUGGCAAGGACUCUGAGGUGGCCGAAUUGACCAUCGAUUUGGCCAGUCUAAAGAACGGCCAGGAGACGGAGGGAUGGUAUCAACUGACAGGCAUGACACCCAUGGGCGAAUGGGGCUCUUUGAGACUACGUAUGCGAUAUCUGGAUGAUCUGAUCAUGCCCUGCGAGGAGUACAGUCCACUGCAGCAGUUGCUGCUCGAACCGGAAUUGUAUGCCGUCAAGGCGCUCGCCGAACUCUGUCACAAUGAUCGUGUGCCAUUGGCAACGGCAUUGUUGCGGGUGUUCCGGCAUGAGAAACGGGAAACGGAAUUGAUACGCAUUCUGUGCCAGGCUGAGGUGGCACGUGAGAAUGAGACAACGACACUGUUCCGUGGCGCCUCGUUGGCCACCACAUUGAUGGACUUGUAUAUGCGGACCGAGUGCAGCGGUUUCCUUCAGUCCGCUGUCAGCGAAACCGUUCAACGCAUCCUCGAGAGCAAACAGUCGGCGGAAUUGAAUCCCACGAAAAUGGAUGUCAACGAUGAUGCAUGCACAAAUGCCGAGUUCCUGCUACAAAUACUCGAUCUUGUCACACAAUCGAUCUUCACAUCCCCGGACGCUUGUCCCCGCAGUGUCCGUUACAUUUGCAAUUGCCUGCAAAAGGCCGUGGUUGCCAAAUGGCCAACGGAGCGUUUGGUGCGCACCCGUGUCGUCUCCGGUUUUAUAUUCCUGCGUCUGCUCUGCCCGUCGCUCCUCAAUCCGCGCCAAUUUGGCCUCGUCAGCGAGACGCCUCCAACGGCCGCCACACGCUCCCUCAUCAUGGUGGCCAAGUGUCUACAGAAUCUGGCCAAUCUCAUUGAAUUUGGCGGCAAGGAGCAAUACAUGGAGGUGGUCAAUCCGUUUAUUUUGAAGAACAAGGAGCGUAUGAUUGUAUUCUUAGAUCAAUUGUCGCUAAUUACGGAUCCCAAUCCGCCGCUGGGCAUGUUUGUGGAGCAAAAUUCGAAUCACAAUGCACAGGACACUGGUCGCGAAUUAGCCACCUUGCACCACAUUUGCGUAUCCUAUUUGCCGGAAUUGCAAGAGCUAUCGAAUAUAUUAUCGAUUAAGAAGCUUGUAACGGUCACCGAUAUGCUGACCAAGCACAAAUUGAAGUAUCGCGAGAUGAUCAGCUAAGAGAAGAACAACAAACAACAAAGCCACUACACCAGUCAGUUUAAAUAUACAUAUAUAGAUAUAUAUAUAGUAUAUACAUUUUUAUAUAGAUAUUUACAUACAUAUAUAUAGUAUAUACACAGUUGAUCGCCCAAAAAAAAAAAGAAAAAAAAAAAACAAAAGAUAAGAAAAACAUCAUGAAAUUACAUAGUGCAUAUUGUGAGAAUAGUUCCAGUAGAUUAGUCAAGCUUUUCUCGCGGCAUUUUCUAUAUGGGUUCAUUACUCUUCUUAAGUUCUCUUCCACAUUUUAUAUAAUACAUAUAUAUACGAUAUAGCAGGCAUAUAUAUAUAUUAUUUUAUAUUAUAUAUAUAGCGUAUAGUAUGUCUUUUUUUUAUUUUUAUACAAAAAAUAUACAUUAUAAAAGCAGCUAAAACAAAAAGUGAAAGUAAUUUUGUAAUUAGCCAGGUCGAAAAAUGUGUUCAACAAAACAGGAAAAAAACGGAAAUGAAAAUGGGAGAAAAACAAAACGAACAACAAAAAGUAUUUAUACAUUUUUUUGAAAAUGUGUCUUCGAAAUAAUAAAUAAAAAGACAUAAGAAACACGCGUGGCCAUUAAAUUCAGCAAAAAUAAAAAGUAAAUUUAAUAACGUAAAAAAA
This is a messenger RNA of Drosophila innubila, 4316 nucleotides long. RefSeq names its product ras GTPase-activating protein 1 (gene vap). The transcript has 8 exons. Gene Ontology annotation, biological process: regulation of GTPase activity. The record is from RefSeq and is a predicted model, not a curated record. Gene Ontology annotation, molecular function: protein binding. The coding region runs from base 815 to 3679 and encodes 954 amino acids. NCBI's taxonomy places the organism in Eukaryota, Metazoa, Arthropoda, Insecta, Diptera, Drosophilidae.